This is a messenger RNA of Ascochyta rabiei, 2442 nucleotides long. RefSeq lists its product as uncharacterized. The transcript has a single exon. The record is from RefSeq and is a predicted model, not a curated record. The coding region runs from base 1 to 2442 and encodes 813 amino acids. Lineage: Eukaryota; Fungi; Ascomycota; Dothideomycetes; Pleosporales; Didymellaceae.
AUGACACCACGAACGCGAACGAGCAACAAAGAAGCCAACUUUAAAGUCUACUACUCCAAGAAAGUACCACAGCAGGUGUAUUUUCCGCAUAAGAAGAAGGCAGUGCGAAGGCCCGACCCAACAGAGCAAGAUGGGGCCGAUAAGAGGCAAAUGAAGUUCCUGCCAGAGAAGAUGAGGCAGCAGAAGGUAGAUGUUGAGGACGACUCAGAGGAUGGUGAAAAGAAAGAGGGCUCGACGGCCCAAAGCACGGUAGAUGAUGAGUUCCCAAAUCCUUCGCCAACGAACCCAAGGAAGGACAAAAAGCGGAGAAGCGGCGACGCACAAGACGACCCUAGCUUAGACAGCGGCCUCACAAAUACAUCCUCUAAACGUCGAAGACACAUGGCAGCGCCGAAAGCGAGAAAACCUUCGAAGACACGCGAGAACACCGAAGUUUCCGAGGGUCCCAGUCGUACACUUCGCCGACAGUCCACAAUGACACAGCUAGUGGAGGGACGGCAACCUUCGUCAGGCAUCGAAGAGCUUGACUUCAAGCCUGUCAAACGUCGACCGCGAGCGAGUUGGGGUGGAGCAAGCACAGAUAAGGAUGGAGACAAGAAGCAACGAACGCUCACGCAGAUGAUACCAGGCAUGGGACGCUUGAGCAAAGAAGAGCUUGAUGAGCUGAGUGAUUUGGACGCAGAUCUAGAGGACGAUCAGAAGGACGAGAGAGUGUCGCAGAUUCUCGCAGAGCAAGGCCUUCUUGGAUUUACUGAUCCUCUUGGAACGACGCCUCUACCUCUCUCCGGCAAUACUGAAGUUGGCUUCAUCAAGAUCCAGGAAGAUGAGGUUCAUGGGCCGUCGAACGGAAUACACGAACAGCCUCCUGUCAUCGUGCAGUCUCUGGACAACUUGGCUGGAGGUGAUAACGAGCAAGACUACCAACCGACUCAGUUCAUCGAAGCCCCUGCUCGCAGGGCCAGACAGAUGCCACGGAGGAUGGCGACAAGGCAGCUUCCGGGCGAGUCGCUGGAUAAUGGGAGAUCUGCAAGGUCUAGGUUCAGCUUGCUAUCUACGCCUGAAAAGCGCCGGGUCUUCGAGAUACCAUCAUCGCAGUCGCCGGUCGAAUUUGUUCUGUCCACUCAGACCUCUCCGCAUAAGUCCAACAGGACUGUAUUAAGAGAUCACUACAACACCGCGGCCCUUGUUGCAGAGACACCAUCCAAGCGAAGACAAGUCACCUUUCAAGAGCAUGCUGUACAACCUGUACCACCCGCUCCUUUGAGAAAGUUUAAGAGCACUAUUCAAGACUCUGAAGAUGAAGAGGGCAGCGAUAUCGAGAAUGCAUUCAAUGCGCAGCAAAAAGCGUAUGGUACAGAUCGGACUGUAGAUGGUCAAGCCGUUGGUGCAGACACACAAGCAGUACUCAACCAGAUCGACCAAGCAUGUGCAGGUGCAGACGAGAGUUUGGCAUCAGAUAGCCCGCAAUGUCCAGAGGAGAUCGAAGGGCUCGCACUUCGGCGAGGGGCUUACCAGCUUUCACCCGAGUUAGGCGAGUCGUGGGCGCCCGUCAUUUACGAUGAUGACGGACCAGAAUACGAAUCGUAUCAAUCUGCGCGCUUGGAGGCUGGAUCGCAGUCGCUUCGAGAUGUGGCUGUCCUCUCAAGAGAAACGCUGCCUUUACUUGAUCACACCAAUGAGGUCCAGCAGAAGGAUGCAACCAACGACACAAGCCUAUCGGCUGAUAUUAUCCCCAGUACGCCACCGAUGAUACAACUACAACAGCCAGAUGAGGAACUUCCAUCAACACCAAUGGUGAUCAGAGACGAGUCUUCAGAUGAUGAAGAACCCGAGCUAGGGCCGUCUCCACCACGCACAGCGCAGCGCAUCGUCCCACAGCCAUCAUCAAUCAUGUUCCAGCAGACUGCAGAUCUAGACGGUGAACCUGUUCAGGUCCCACGCUCGCCAUCAGCGGAUCGUGAAACGCAGCAGUCUCAUUCGAGCAAAGCAGAGCAGCAGCUUCAGAGCGAAUGGCUCUCGUACUCACAGUAUGUUCAUGCCAGAGCGCCCAACUCGUCAAGUAUGCACGCUGCAGCCGACGCUUUCAGCUACAAUGCUACGCCACGACUCCCAAGUUCAGGCGCAUUGGCGGCAUCGACCCGCAUGCAAUACAGCCAAGCCACGACAGUUGACGAAGUCACACCAAAGAAGAACAGGACGCAGCGAACGGUCAGCGCAAGCACGACACCACACAGGAUCUCAAAAUCGCAGCCGUUCGUCUCACCAGACAAGCCACCGUCGUUGUUCAUACCGAGCAGCUUCCCUAGCCCAUCGCGGGCUGCAAUGGAAGGUUGGAGUAGUCCAGUAAUGGGGAGAACGCAGAAUCUGUAUGGCAGCAGUCAGGUUCUAGGGAGCCUUGAAGAAUUCAGUAUUCCGCCGCCACCGCCCGUUGAAGAUUACUGA